Molecule: messenger RNA, 1746 nt
Organism: Lodderomyces oxycetoniae
Lineage: Eukaryota; Fungi; Ascomycota; Pichiomycetes; Serinales; Debaryomycetaceae
Exons: 2
Coding region: 1-1746 (581 amino acids)
Source: RefSeq, a predicted model, not a curated record
AUGGAUGAUUGUUUAAAGUAUAUAAUCAGCAACAGUUUGGAUGAUAUAGAUUUGGCACAAUUUCCCAAUCAACCGGUUGAGCUGAGCCAAGAGUUGUUGAUUGCUUCAUUUGAGCAAGUAAUUGUCAAUUCUGCUUCACCUUCUUGUGGAGGACACAAUCGAUUGGAAGCCAUCGCAAUGAGAAGCACCUCACAGGAUACAGGAUUAGCUGGCGCCAGGAAGAAACUGGCAAAUAAUAGAGUUACGUAUAAGUCGCUGGAGGAUGAAAAAUUGGCGCGAAGGCGAGCAAGGUUCAAUUCAGACUCGGACUCAAAACGGAAUUUCAAAAACGAUCAUGGGUUUGUAAGUAGGGGCGAGGAUACUAGGUUGCAGGACUCUGAAACGGAAAGAGAGGAGUAUUUUCUCCAUAUAUUGAGCCAGUUUAUCCGCUUCACCUCCACGCGCUCAUCGAAGGAGUUGCAUGAUACGUUUCAAAAAACUAGAGAAAUGGACCCAGAAAAUUUUGCAAGCGCACAAUGCUCAGUAGAGGAGGAAGAGGAGGAGGAGGAGGAAGAGGAAAAGAAAGACGGGGAAAAGAAACAAGAGAAAGAAGCGGCAGCAGUCACCAUUGACUCGAUAACCAUGUCACUUCGGAAACUACGCGAGAGUCUACUAUACUUACCGCCAAGCCAGCUCCAUAAAAAAGUGUUUUUAUUUUCAAUUCGAAUAUCGCAUUAUUUUAAGCAUUAUCAAACCUAUAUACCCAGCAUCAUGUAUUUGCUAGAGCACAGUGAAGCUCUUGGGUUGAGCGACUUGGAAAUUGAAGAAAUAGUGGUUAUCUUAGUGUUGCAUAUAUGCCACAUGAACAACGAUGCGUCGUCUGCAAUUGCCAAUUUUUUCGAGUAUAUACCACAAAGAAUGGAUGUCUUAAAGAUCAUUCGGUGCUGGAUAAGCAAGGACUACUAUACUUGGAUCAAUAUAUAUAACAAUGUCGAGAGCUUUGCCAUAAAAUCGAUGAUGAAAAUAGGAAUGACGCGAAUGAUCAAUUGCAUGAUUGAAUCUCUAAGUAACAGCUACUAUAAUAUGAGUAGAAGAGUGAUUGAAAAUGAUCUUCUACCACAUGACCUUACAUACGAAACAUUUGUACAAAAUUUCGCGCCAGGGUGGAGUAUCGCCGAGGAGAGCGACCUAGUAACGAUAAGAGCUCGAAAGAUGUUUAGAUUCUAUGGCAAUGACGACGGGGACAGUUCACGGCCUAAAUUACCCAACCUGAUCAAAAUUGACGAUAUCACAUCAGGUAGGAUCGAUCCCCAGCUAAUUUACGAUGAAAUAGAACGGCUCAAGGCUGAGAUAAAUAUUUUGAGGAACGAGAUGUCAAUGUUUCUCAAGGCGCUAGCUACUAUCCCGGAAACUGGGUCUCAGCAGGAAUAUUACGAGACGAUAAUACGACGAUUGCAAACAGUGCAACAAAGUAUAGUGCAGUACUGUGAACGAUAUAACAAAUUACUACCCAUAAUCAACUUGGCUCAGAUCAAGUUGGGCCACGAAGUAGAAGCACCCCCCGCGGCUGCAGCCAAGGGAGGAACUCUAUCAACUCCUUCAACAAGCAACAAUACCCCAGUUAUGGGUACAAAAACUACGCCUGCUCUAAACUCAGAAACAACUCCAAAAACAAUAGCUAAUGAUGGGUCGGCCAGCAUAAUGAAAAAUGGCAAGAAACCCAUAAGAAAAACUACAACAACAACAACAACAACAACCCCAAAGUAG